Messenger RNA from Prosopis cineraria, 2769 nucleotides. RefSeq lists its product as uncharacterized. The transcript is spliced from 4 exons. The coding region runs from base 536 to 2380 and encodes 614 amino acids. The record is from RefSeq and is a predicted model, not a curated record. Lineage: Eukaryota; Viridiplantae; Streptophyta; Magnoliopsida; Fabales; Fabaceae. Gene Ontology annotation, molecular function: protein binding.
UCCAGCCAUCUCAAAAUUCUAAACAACUAAACAAGUGCGCCUGCUGCGCCGGGAAGUUAAGGCGUGGCACGGCGCGUGCAUGUCCUAACAAGUUCAGUCUUCUAGGGAAAAAAUAUUUGAAAUAUUUGGUACCAGCGCUACAUUGAAACAGUGCGUCUUCACUGGAGGGCUUCUCGGCUGUCGGAACCAAAGCCCCCAAGAAGCUCCGUUGUAUACCCCUGGAGUUAGACCUGCAACUUCCCCCUCCUCUCCAUUAGGUGCCGCUUCUCUUAUGUCUCUUCACUAGCAGGAGCUGCGUAAUACAGAAAUAGGGAAAACCAACACCGCCCUUCUUGGCCCUGUCCAGGCGAAGACUCAAACGAACAAUAAAAAGAGGUUUCUUUUUCAUUUUUCUUAAGGAUUAUUUUCAUCUCCGUGUCUUUCCUUUGUGCCUCCGAACGGGCGUAUUCGAGUUCUGAAAUAGUCCCUUUGCUUCAGCCGCCUGAUGAAGAAUUGACUUCUUGAUUCAUAAGAUUGUUGCUAUAACUCACUGCACAUGGAGAAGAUAUCAACUGACUGUCCGUACCCAGGAUGCUUUUUCUGUGUCAUGAAGGAAGGGAAUCCCAGCAAGCGGAGGGCAAGUAUACUAAAAUUCUUUAGAGAACUUCCAUCACAAGAUGAUGAUGGUCAGGUUCUUCCUAUCAGCGGUCUUUGGAACACAGCAAUGGCACAUCCAAAUGACCCUGAAUUCAUAGAGUUGGGAAUAUUUGAAUGCAUGGCAGCUUUGAUAUGGAAAGGACUGAAGAAUCGGCGCUGGCUGUCUCAUGACCAGAAUAUAUAUAUUCCUUAUUAUGCUGCUCACAUUAUUGGUUCCUACACAAUGAAUAUGGAAGAAUUUGCAGAAAGUGCUAUACAUGCUGGGGUGAUUCCUCCUUUAGUUGAACUUUUAAGAGGUAGAUUAACCUGGGUUGAGCAGAGGGUGGCUGUUCGAGCUUUAGGGCACUUAGCUACAUAUGCUACCACUUUUCCUGCUGUAUCAAGUCAUGGUGAAAUUCUUGAGCUCUCCAUCCAAUUAGCAACAAGUUCUCUUGAAAUAGUGUAUUCACAUUUCUAUCAAUUUGUUGAUAGAAGGCUAAGUUACCACUGUGAUCUGCUCACCCGUGGCAUGGGUGGAGUCGAAAUGGAAUCUAGGAAGGCUGAGGAAUGGGCAAGUCAGUUGCAAUGUUGGUCUCUUCAGCUCAUAAAUUGCUUUGCUUUUAAACCUGAAUUUCUGCCGACCAUAUGUAAACCUGAAUUUCUCAUCAAACUCCCUGGCAUGUGGGGCGGACUUGUCAAUGAAAAUUCACCAGCUGGGAUUGGUUUAUUAAGAACAAUUUGUCAUCACAAGCUUGGUAGGGGACCUGUUGCCAACUGCUCAGGUAUCAUUGAAGCCUUGUGUAAUAUUGCUCGGUCAUCAGAUGAUUGGCAGUAUAUGGCUAUUGAUUGUCUUCUAUGGCUGCUUCAAGAUCCCAAUACAUGCCACAAGGUGAUUGAUAAAGUUGUACCUGCAUUGGUAGACCUUGCGGAAAUUACAACUCUGGGUGAUCACAAGAAGCUUGGUGACUCCGUUGUUAAUGUUCUUCAGGAUUGCUUGGAAUCGCAAGGGUCAGGAAGAAGCUCAGUUAGUAGCCGCACUAAAGAACAAAUUGAGGAACUACUAAAUUCAAAACAGAGAUUAAAAUGGGAAAAAAAUAUGCCCAAGGAAGAUCUACAUAUCAAGCAGGCAGCAGCACUAGUGGUCAAGCUAGAAGGGAAUUCUUUAUUCUCGUCAGGAAAUAUAUCUGGAGCAGCAUUGAAAUACUCAGAAGCAUUAUCAUUGUGUCCAGUGAGAUCCAAAAAGGAGAGAGUUGUUCUAUAUAGUAAUCGAGCCCAGUGUCAUCUUUUGCUUCAGCAACCCUUAGCUGCCAUAAGUGAUGCUACCCGUGCACUUUGUCUCCAUAAUCCUGUCAAUCGUCAUGCCAAAAGCCUAUGGAGACGAGCACAGGCUUAUGACAUGCUUGGGUUAUCAAAGGAGAGUUUGUUAGAUGCCAUUCUAUUCAUCAAUGAAUGCUCACAAUCAAAUGAUCCUGAUCUCUCACUGAGGCAAAAUAAAGUUCCUGAUUAUGCAGAACGCUUGGUUAAGAAGCAGAUGCGUGCUGCUUGGUUAUUUAGAGAGGCAGCUAUCAAACACGGAGGUGUUCAUAGUCAGGGUGAUGGUGGUGACCUCUAUGGCCCGGAGACUGAUGAUUCUGAAUGGGAGACGGCAAGUGAAAGUGAUGUGGAAAAUGAUAGAAGAGAUGAUGAUAUUGGUGAUGACGAUGAUGGUAAUGAUUGGAAGAAUGAUGAUGAGAGGAAGGAUAAAUAUGAUAAACCUCCAAUAUGAGAUACAAAGCAUGGAUACACUGCGCAACUUGCAGAAGAGAAAUUAUGUUCAUAGCUUUCCUUCUUUUCGCCGAUGUGAUAGUUCACUAUGAUGGAUCAAGCAGAGUUAGCUCUUGUGAUUUGUUUUAACUCCGCUUGCUUUGUGGGCUUUUAAACGCAAUUGUAUGUCUGCCCAUUCUCCCAAGUAGCGGGUUGGAAAUGAUGAAAGAGUUUUUGGUCUGUUCCAUAUUUCUUCUCCCCAUUUUUUCCCGUUGAUUUAAGUGUAAAAAUUGAAGAUCUCUAGUUUGGAGAACUGCAUUCCAUUUGGGUGCCGUGAAGUGUUGAGAUUUGUUGAGGGAUUUGUGUAUAUAAACCUUUUGUGCUUAAAUUUUGCCGAGUGACAUUUUUACA